CCUAUUAUGUAUGGUUCUAACCUUCAAAAUUAAAUGAUGAAAUUUGAUGGUAAUAUUUUGCCUUCCUAAAUUCAACAAAUAUUGUACUAGAACAUGGUGGAAUAAUGGAAAUAGUAUUGUAAAUAUAAGGAAAUGUUUUCAUUUAGCAAUAAUGAAUCAGAAACAUCCAAGUUCGUCUGCAUCUAAACCGUCCAAACCAGUCAGUUUUCGUAGGAUAAAGAUGCCAAUUUCCAGUGAAGUUGUUAGAAUUCUAGACUCCCCAUUAAAAAGUGCUAGCGAUAAGAAGACAUACAGAGUUAUUCGUUUGUCAAAUGGCUUAACAGCGUGUCUAAUAUCAGAUUUGACGGAGGAAAUUAAUGAUUUUCAAACAGAUAGUGAAACAGAAACUGAAGAAGAAAAUACUGAGGAGGAGGAAGAUGAAGAUUCCGAUUUGGAAAACUUACUGGUUAGUGGGGAGGAAGAUGAAGAUGAUCGAAAUUAUAGAAGUGGAAAGAAGCAUGAUAAAAAGAGAGGCCAUGGAGAAGAAAAAAUGGCUGCUGCAGCAUUAUGUGUCGGUGUAGGAAGCUUUAGCGAUCCUAAAGAAAUUCAAGGAUUAGCUCACUUUGUAGAGCACAUGGUAUUUAUGGGUAGUAAAAAAUUUCCUCAAGAAAAUGAUUUUGAUGCAUUCAUUAAGAAACAUGGAGGAUCAGACAAUGGUUCUACAGACUGCGAAACAACAACAUUUUAUUUUGAGUGUUUUGAAAAGCAUUUGUUCAAAGCCCUAGAUAAAUUUGCUCAGUUUUUUAUUGCUCCUUUAAUGAAAAGGGAAUCUAUGACUCGAGAAAGAGAGGCUGUUGAAUCAGAAUUUCAGAUGGCACUUCCUUCUGAUGAGUUUCGAAAAGAUCAGUUGUUAGCAAGUUUUGCCACAGUAGAUUCUCCCAUUAACUCUUUCUCCUGGGGAAAUUUAAUUACUCUCAAGGCAAAUGUAGACGAAGAUAAAUUAUAUGAUGCUUUACAUGAGUUUAGACAAAGGCAUUAUUCAGCCCAUAGAAUGACUGUGGCUGUACAAGGCAAGAUAUCAUUGGAUGUGCUUCAAGAUAAUGUAAUUAGUUGUUUUUCAUCAGUUCCCAAUAAUGAACUACCUUCUUUUGACUUUAAAAAGUUUAGGCACUGCUUUGAAACUGAUAAAUUCAAUAAGUUUUAUUUUGUGAAGCCAAUGAAAGACAUUUGUAAUUUAGAAGUGACAUGGGCUCUUCCUUCUUUACUAGAUCAAUACCGUUGUAAACCCCACCACUACAUUUCAUGGUUACUUGGUCAUGAAGGCAAAGGUAGUCUUUUGUCAUACCUAAGAAAAAAGGUUUUAGCCUUAUCAGUUUAUGCUGGUAAUGGUGAGUCUGGUUGUGAACACAAUUCAAUGUUUACUCUGUUUACAAUAACAGUUGUUCUGACAAAACAAGGAUGUGAAAAAGCACAUCAAGUUAUCGAGGCGAUUUUUUCUUAUAUAAGUUUGUUGAAAAGAGAGGGGCCUCAAAAGUGGAUAUUUAAGGAAAUACAGAGAAUCGAAUCAACUUCGUUUCAGUUAAGCGAAGAAGAAUCUGCGGUUGAUAAUGUUGAGGAAAUAUCAGAAUGCAUGCAGUUUUAUCCUCCUAAAGAUUACUUAACCGGAUCCGACCUCUAUUUUGAAUAUAAUCCAGAAGCCAUUAUGAUGAUAUUAAAUCAAAUGAGUCCUAAUAAAAUGAAUAUUAUGCUUUUCUCUCACAAUCUUCCUUCCGAUAAAACGUUUGAUAAAAAAGAGAAAUGGUUUGGUACUGAAUAUACAGACAAAGAAAUAUCAUCGGAAAUGAUAAAAAAAUUGGAAGACAUAAAACCUUAUCCUGAAUUUCAUUUGCCUGAAAAAAAUAAAUUUUUAACAGAAAACUUCUCACUUUUGCCGAAAGCGGAAAACCAUCCCAAAUAUCCACAAAAAAUAAUUCAGAAUUCUGUGUUAGAGUUGUGGUACCGUAGAGAUCAAAAAUUCGGACUUCCUUUGGCGUAUUAUUAUUUUUAUUUGAUAACUCCAUUAGCCAUGGAUAACGCUCAAAAUUCCUGCUUAUUAGAUAUGUAUGUUGAUUUUUUGGUGAUCGAAUUAGCCGAAGAAUGCUAUCCCGCAACUCUUGCCGAACUAUCGUACUCUUUUGAACCAUUUGAAAAGGGAAUAAUAAUGAAAGUGACUGGCUACGAUGAAAAGUUGCCAGUAUUAAUCGACAUUAUUGGAAAUUAUAUUAGGAACUUGCCCAAUACAAUUACUGAAGAAAUGUUUGUGGCGGUAAAAGAUAAGGAGAUGAAAAAAUACUACAAUCAGUUCAUAAAGCCAUCCAAGUUAGCAAAAGAUUUACGUUUAUCCAUCUUGCAAAACAAAUAUUUCUCCCUCCUCGAAAAACAUGAUGCUGUCGUGAAUAUUACGACUGAUAUGGUUACAGAUUUUGCAAGAAAACUAUUCAAAAAAAUGUAUAUUCAGUGCUUAGUUCAGGGCAAUGUAAGUGAGAAUGUGGUUACCGAUGUAGUGAUGAAUUUUAUUAAAACUGUCGAAUGUGGUCCACUUGAUUCUAACACCGAACUUGCGGUAAGAAAAGUAGAGGCCGUAGAAGUCACUCAAAUACCUUUGGGUGAACAUUGUUGUAGAGUGUUAUCGUUUAACAAGAACGAUGCGAAUUCUAUAAUAACGAAUUAUUAUCAACUAGGUUUACUCACCAUAAAAAAUUGUGUAACGAUGGAAUUUAUAAUGCACAUGAUUGAGGAACCAUUGUUCGAUAUACUUAGAACAAAGGAACAAUUAGGCUACAAUGUUUAUUGUACAGUUCGUGACACCUGUGGAAUACUCGGCUAUUCGAUAACAGUUAAUGCUCAAGUCAAUAAAUAUUCAACGGAGCAUGUGGACCAAAGAAUUGAACAUUUUAUUAAGCACGUUCACAAACUUCUAAAGACUUUGAGCAAUAAAAAAAUGUUUGAAAUAAAAAAGGACUUGAUUAAAAUAAAAAAUUGCGUCGAUAUUGACUUGGAAGACGAAGUAGAAAGAAACUGGGCAGAGAUUGUCACAAGCGAGUACAUUUUUGAUCGGGUUCAAAAAGAAAUAAAUGAAAUACAAAACCUCAAGGUAUCAGAAAUACGAAAAUUUUGGGACAACAUAAAUCAGUAUGGAAAUCAUGUUAAUUACAGGAAAAUUAGUAUGCAGAUUGUGGGUCAAACAAAUGUUGAGAAUUCCGAUGAAAAUACAUUUGAGGAAGGCAUUGUUCAAGUGGAUGCGAAAAAUGCUUCCCAAAAGUAUUCGUUGCGUUAUCUCGGAACGUUAGAGGAUUGUAGAAAGGAGAAAAAGAACGAGAGCUAUUUUAUAAAAAAUAUUCCAAGUUUUAAGAAAAAACUACAUUUAUAUCCUACUCGAUCAAAGGCGAAGCUAUUAAAUAAAAUAUAAAUGUGCUGUUUCGCUGUUUGGCUUUUGGUUCGCCACACUAUUACAAUUUUAUCUGUAACUUUUUACUACGUAUUAAUAGUAAAUUAUUAUUCACAUUAGCUUUUGAACCUGAAUAAAAAACUUAUUUUUGUA
Agrilus planipennis (emerald ash borer) is the source of this 3559-nucleotide messenger RNA. RefSeq names its product nardilysin-like. Bases 47 to 3427 code for a protein of 1126 amino acids. Lineage: Eukaryota; Metazoa; Arthropoda; Insecta; Coleoptera; Buprestidae. The transcript has 16 exons. Gene Ontology annotation, molecular function: metal ion binding; metalloendopeptidase activity. Gene Ontology annotation, biological process: proteolysis. The record is from RefSeq and is a predicted model, not a curated record.